Molecule: messenger RNA, 1260 nt
Organism: Aspergillus pseudoviridinutans
Lineage: Eukaryota; Fungi; Ascomycota; Eurotiomycetes; Eurotiales; Aspergillaceae
Product: pyridoxal phosphate-dependent aminotransferase
Exons: 4
Coding region: 1-1260 (419 amino acids)
Biological process (GO): biosynthetic process; amino acid metabolic process
Molecular function (GO): transaminase activity; pyridoxal phosphate binding
Source: RefSeq, a predicted model, not a curated record
AUGGACUCUCAGUGUCUACUUUCCCGGCGAUCGCACGCCUCGACCGAGGCCCUCCAGCAGUUUGGCUUUCGAGCUGUGCAGAAUCCCUCCGCUCCAAGGGUAAAUGAUGAGGCAGCCGUCGACCUCUCCGUGGCUGAGAACUGGUGCAUCCGCUCGGAAAUGAUAUCGUUGUUCCAAGAGGCAGUUCUCACAGGGCUUAAUGAUCGACGACUGUCCUAUAGCAACAGCUAUUUCGGAGAUACAGAGUUAAUCGAGGCAUUAGCUUCUUUCUUCAACCAGUAUUUUCAGCCAUAUCGACCUGUAGAGCCUGCGCAUUUGGCCAUUGGACCGGGCUCAUCGGCUUGUCUGGAUGCGCUGAUGCAUCACAUUUGCGAUCCUGGCGAAGGGGUUUUGGUUCCAGUUCCCUUUUGGAAUGGAUUCGACUUCCACUUCACUAUUCGUGCCGGGGUACAACUCGUUGAAGCACAAGUCGACACCCUGCACAACACGACGGACCCUGACGUCUUGAUCGCUGCGUUGACGCAGGCAUUCGACAAGAGCCCGUGCAGGAUCCGAGCUCUCGUCAUCACCAAUCCGGGUAACCCUCUAGGCCAGUGCUAUUCCCAGGAAGCACUUCGACGCUGCGCGCAGUUCUGCCAACAGCUGAACCUGCAUCUUGUCUGCGAUGAGCUAUACGCCCUCUCCUGCUUCCGGCCAGAUGAAGUCAAGGCAAAUGGCUUUACUUCAAUUUUGUCGCUGGAUCUGGAGUCCUGUGGAGUUGACCCGUCACGAGUCCACACUGUCUGGAGUCUGAGCAAGGACUUUGGUUGUAGUGGUCUUCGCCUAGGAUGUACCAUCUCACAAGCAAAUCCUACGCUUCUCCUGGGCCUGUGCUUGCCAAUGAGCUCAGAAGUGUCUUCAUUAACUGCGCUGUGUACCACCAGUCUCUUGACCUCCCCAGAGCUUCCAAGGCUUAUCCGGUUGAAUACCGAGAGGCUAUUGGACUGCUACAGGCUCUUGACCAACUUCCUCGACUCCCGCCACAUCGACUAUAUACCAGUCACAGCCGGACUGUUUGUUUUUGCUCGGUUGAUGACGACGGCAAAGUCAUGGGACGAUGAAGCCAAUCUCCAGCAAUGCCUACGACGAGAGGGUCUGCUUGUCAGUCCGGGGAAGCUAUAUCAUCUCCCUUCGGGACAGAAUGGCUGGUUCAGAUUGACUUUUGCUAUACCAAAGGAUCAACUAUCCAAGGCAGUGGCUAUUCUGGCCUGUUGUUUAUGA